Messenger RNA from Pistacia vera, 1390 nucleotides. Its product is annotated as COP9 signalosome complex subunit 5a-like. The coding region runs from base 90 to 1118 and encodes 342 amino acids. Gene Ontology annotation, cellular component: COP9 signalosome; cytoplasm. Gene Ontology annotation, molecular function: deNEDDylase activity; protein binding; metallopeptidase activity. Gene Ontology annotation, biological process: protein deneddylation. The transcript has 6 exons. NCBI's taxonomy places the organism in Eukaryota, Viridiplantae, Streptophyta, Magnoliopsida, Sapindales, Anacardiaceae. The record is from RefSeq and is a predicted model, not a curated record.
AUUUGUAGAUUGAUUAAUGGAAUCGUUCUCUGUCUUCCUCAGCGCAAAUAGCGCAAAAGACAUGGGAACUUGAGAACAACAUAGUUUCCAUGGAGACACCACCAACAAGUUCCGGUGACACCUCAUCAUCUUCUGAUGCAAUUUUCUACUACGACGAAGCGGCGCAAGCCAAGUUCCAGCAAGAGAAGCCCUGGGCCAAUGACCCUCACUACUUCAAGCGCGUCAAGAUCUCCGCACUCGCUCUCCUCAAGAUGGUUGUCCACGCGCGAUCUGGUGGCACCAUCGAAGUCAUGGGCCUUAUGCAAGGCAAAACCGACGGUGAUGCCAUCAUUGUUAUGGACGCUUUUGCUUUGCCCGUUGAAGGCACUGAAACUAGGGUUAACGCCCAGGCCGAUGCUUAUGAGUAUAUGGUUGAUUAUUCCCAGACUAACAAACAGGCAGGACGGCUGGAGAACGUUGUUGGGUGGUACCACUCUCAUCCCGGCUAUGGAUGCUGGCUUUCUGGUAUUGAUGUUUCAACCCAAAUGUUAAAUCAGCAAUUUCAGGAGCCAUUCUUGGCUGUUGUGAUUGAUCCAACAAGGACUGUUUCUGCCGGGAAAGUUGAGAUUGGUGCAUUCAGGACAUACCCGGAAGGAUACAAACCUCCAGAUGAUCCUGUCUCUGAGUAUCAGACCAUUCCUCUCAAUAAGAUUGAAGACUUUGGUGUGCACUGUAAACAGUAUUAUGCAUUGGAUAUUACUUAUUUCAAGUCAUCUCUUGAUUGCCACCUUUUGGAUCUUCUGUGGAACAAGUAUUGGGUGAAUACUCUUUCCUCUUCCCCUUUGCUUGGUAAUGGGGACUAUGUUGCAGGACAAAUUUCUGAUUUAGCUGAAAAGCUAGAGCAAGCUGAGAAUCAAUUGUCUCAAUCUCGUUACGGGCCCUUGAUAGCACCCCCUCAAAGAAGGAAGGAGGAAGAUUCUCAACUUGCUAAGAUCACCCGUGACAGUGCCAAGAUAACUGUGGAGCAAGUCCAUGGUCUAAUGUCACAGGUUAUCAAAGACAUCCUUUUCAAUUCCGUACGCCAAUCCAACAGGUCUCAUCCCGAGCCAUCUGGCCCUGAGCCCAUGAUUGAAACCUGAGGUUCUCCCCCUAUCUUAGUGCUUUCACAAACACAGCUGCAGCUAGAAAUGAAUGUUUUUAUCUCCUCUGCCUCCCUCACCCGCCAGACCGGAUUACAAUUUUAAAGAAGAAAAAAGAAGUCAGACAUUACAUUAAAUCCCAGGCUUCUGAAGUUUUUCCCUGAUGUAAAUCCUUUGUGUAUUCAUGGUUGAUUAAUUUGGGAUUUUCGGGUUCUUGCAUAUUUUGGAAUUAUUAUAAGCUAAUGAUAUUUUUAGCCUCGAUUCUGAGUGGA